Molecule: messenger RNA, 1485 nt
Organism: Pocillopora verrucosa
Lineage: Eukaryota; Metazoa; Cnidaria; Anthozoa; Scleractinia; Pocilloporidae
Biological process (GO): transmembrane transport; carbohydrate transport
Cellular component (GO): membrane
Molecular function (GO): sugar transmembrane transporter activity
Source: RefSeq, a predicted model, not a curated record
AUGGCAGAGUUACAAAUCGAAAACUCCCACUUGGAAUCUUUUCAAUUUGAUGAACCGAAAGAUCAAGACAGAGUCGAAAAAGCGGUCCUUGCCACUUUCCCUGCAGCUCUUGCCUCCCUCAGCUUUGGUUACUGUCUGGGAUAUUCAUCGUCAGCUUUGGAGGAUUUACAAAAUGAUAAUACCUCCUUCAACAUCAGCCUAACGGCUGAACAAGCAUCCUGGUUCUCGUCCUUGAUUGCUUUUGGACUGAUUAUUGGGUGUCUGAUCGGUGGAUGGGCGAUUGAAAAGUUUGGUCGAAAGGGCACCACGAUGAUGUGCUCCGUACCUUUCGUCCUAGGAUGGCUCCUUAUCAGUUAUGCCCAGAGUGUUGCCAUACUUUACGCUGGUAGAUUCAUCACAGGUGUGGCGUGUGGCGCUGUCUCCUUUACUGCUCCAGUGUACAUUGCCGAGAUUGCAGCCGCCCGAGUGCGUGGAGUGUUAGCUAGCCUCAGGAGCCUGAGUUUCACAUUAGGCGUGUUGAUAUGCCUGGCAACGGGCGUCCUGUGUCAUUGGAGGUGGCUGGCUUUUAUUGGUGCAAUUCCUCCAACGCUGGUCCUUAUUCUGAUGAUUCCCAUGCCACAGUCCCCUCGCUGGUUACUGGGAAAGAACCGAACGGAUGAAGCGCUGGAAGUCCUAUUGUGGUUACGAGGUCCAGAAGCGAACAUAAAGGAGGAGUGUUCCAACAUUAAAGACACCUUAGAUCGUCAAGGGAGGCUAAAGUGUACAGAUAUUGGAACGCCCGCAAUAGCAAAGCCCUUAAUCAUUAGCGUCGGGAUUUUUAUGUUUAUGGAAUUCUCUGGAACAGAUGCAAUACUCUUCAAUGCGGCAAAUUUAUUCAAAAUUGUGGGCAUCGCAAAUGAGAAGCUCGUCGCAAUAUCUGUGGGUAUUUCUCAACUUAUCGGUAAUAUUUUGUCGUGUUUCCUUGUGGACAAAGUAGGAAGACGAAAGCUUCUGUUGACCUCUGCUCUCGUAAUGUCCUUGUCCCUAAUAACACUGGGCGUGUUCUUUGCCAUCUUUAUCCCUGCACUUGAUGGAGGCUUCGCAACAGACGCAGACACUUCAUCUGGUUCCACCAGUCCACCGGCCGAAGAGAUUUCCUGGCUGCCAGUCUCUUCUAUUUUUCUUUUCAAUUUGAUGUUUUCCCUGGCGUGGGGGCCACUUCCGUGGGUUUUAAUUUCAGAAAUAUUUCCUCUCCGCGCACGUGGAUUUGCUUGCAGUUUUGCGACCACGGUGUUCGGAGUUACGCAGUUUAUUGUUACCAAAACUUAUCACUCUAUGGCCGCUGCGUUUACUAUCCAGGGUGUUUAUUGGGCUUACGCUGGUUUUUGUAUGCUAGGCUUCUUGUUUGUUUAUCUCCUUCUGCCCGAGACAAAGGGUAAAACCUUAGAAGAGAUUGAAGAUCUCUUCGACAGACCGGUUAAACAAACAUACGAAAGUAUACAUUGA